Molecule: messenger RNA, 1647 nt
Organism: Peromyscus eremicus (cactus mouse)
Lineage: Eukaryota; Metazoa; Chordata; Mammalia; Rodentia; Cricetidae
Gene: Capg
Product: capping actin protein, gelsolin like
Exons: 12
Coding region: 475-1524 (349 amino acids)
Biological process (GO): actin polymerization or depolymerization; actin filament severing; barbed-end actin filament capping
Cellular component (GO): actin cytoskeleton; cytoplasm
Molecular function (GO): phosphatidylinositol-4,5-bisphosphate binding; actin filament binding
Source: RefSeq, a predicted model, not a curated record
AGUAGCUGCUCUCACCCUAGCAGCAGCAGGAGUGAGAUCUUUCUCAACAGGGUCACGGCCACACCUUCAGAGCCUGUGUGACUUCUGGAUCUACACUGACCAUCAGGCAUGUAGCUGUACAGGAAGUGUAAAAACUGAAAACGGGGUCGGAGACAGAAAGUCCAGGUGUUCCUGGCCACUGCGGUGUCUCUGCUCCCAAUACAGGUGUAACCUGAGUCCCCACUGGGGAGCCAGAAAUCAGCUGAGAAGAGACUCCAGGAGAGAGAAGCCCCAGGCGGAGGUGGAGGAAGUGGGGGGCCUCAGCUCCGCUCAUCCCGUCUAGCUCGGUUUGCACUUGAAGGGUCUGGAUUGGACACGAGGAGGCUCCAAGAAGUUGGAUCUGACCUACGGAGGUACUGCUGAUCUCCAGUGCCCAGACUGUGAGACUGUGGACAUUUGGUAAAUGAGCAGCAGACUGAGAGGUCUGCAAACAGCAUGUACACACCCAUCCCUCAGAGUGGCUCUCCAUUCCCAGCCUCGGUCCAAGACCCAGGUCUACACAUCUGGCGUGUGGAGAAGCUGAAGCCGGUGCCCAUAGCACGAGAGAACCAUGGCAUCUUCUUCUCUGGGGAUUCCUACCUGGUGCUUCACAAUGGCCCGGAAGAGGCCUCCCAUUUGCACCUGUGGAUAGGCCAACAAUCAUCCCGGGACGAGCAGGGGGCCUGUGCCGUGCUGGCCGUGCACCUCAACACUCUGCUUGGGGAGCGGCCCGUGCAGCACCGUGAGGUUCAAGGGAAUGAGUCCGACCUCUUCAUGAGCUACUUCCCACGUGGCCUCAAGUACCAGGAAGGUGGUGUGGAGUCGGCAUUUCACAAGACAACCUCGGGGGCCACCCCAGCAGCCAUCAAAAAGCUCUACCAGGUCAAGGGGAAGAAGAACAUCCGUGCCACCGAGAGGGCGCUGAGCUGGGACAGCUUCAACACCGGGGACUGCUUCAUCCUGGACCUGGGUCAGAACAUCUUCACCUGGUGCGGUGGGAAGUCCAACAUCCUGGAACGGAACAAGGCGAGGGACCUGGCCCUGGCCAUCAGGGACAGCGAGCGGCAGGGCAAGGCCCAAGUGGAGAUUAUCACCGAUGGAGAGGAACCAGCCGAGAUGAUUCAGGUUCUGGGCCCCAAGCCUGCUCUGAAGGAGGGCAACCCUGAGGAAGACCUCACAGCUGACCAGGCCAACGCCCAGGCUGCGGCCCUGUAUAAGGUCUCUGAUGCCACUGGACAGAUGAACCUGACCAAGGUAGCCGAUUCCAGCCCCUUUGCCUCUGCACUGCUGAUUCCUGAUGACUGCUUUGUUCUGGACAAUGGACUCUGUGGCAAAAUCUACAUCUGGAAGGGGCGAAAAGCUAAUGAGAAGGAGAAGCAGGCAGCCCUCCAGGUGGCCGAUGGCUUCAUCUCUCGGAUGAGAUAUUCCCCAAACACUCAGGUGGAGAUUCUGCCCCAGGGCCGAGAGAGUCCCAUCUUCAAGCAAUUCUUCAAGGACUGGAAGUGAGGGUGGGUGUGCCCAGCUCUACUCUCCUGCCUGCCGCCACCUGCCUGCUUGUUCCGCCUCUGGCUGCUGAGUCAGCACCGAGGUGCCCUCUGGAUGCUCAAUAAAAGAGACACAUUCCCGUUC